Oryza sativa Japonica Group (Japanese rice) is the source of this 2498-nucleotide messenger RNA. Its product is annotated as WD40 repeat-containing protein HOS15. The record is from RefSeq and is a predicted model, not a curated record. Gene Ontology annotation, cellular component: histone deacetylase complex. Gene Ontology annotation, molecular function: transcription corepressor activity; protein binding. Gene Ontology annotation, biological process: regulation of transcription by RNA polymerase II. NCBI's taxonomy places the organism in Eukaryota, Viridiplantae, Streptophyta, Magnoliopsida, Poales, Poaceae.
UUUCUUGGUUUUUGCGAUUGGGGCGCUCCCUCCUGUUCUUGAAAUUGGGGUUCACCAAUUGGCUCGCGACGCGUCUGGGUUAUCUUCUUGGCGUUGUUUGUACGGCUCAGGAUGAAUUGGAAUCGAAUAAUGCGUUGUGUGUUGCAGCAUUGUGGGUUUCGGCCGUUUGGGGUUCUUUCUUUGGUCGAUCCGACCUGACGCGUGGGGCAGCAGCAAAUAGCUUGUCAGUUCUUGAUUAGUUUCAGUAAAUAUAAAGAUGGGUGAUAUUCUUGCUUUGUUGCGUUGGAUUGAGUUUUGUAGUAUGAACAGAAGAACAUGCUUACCUUUGUGCUGUUUUGAUAGGAUUGUGGCAUUUCACUUUUGUUUGUUCUUUCUUUGGGUCCAAUUCAUCAUAUCACUAGUAUGUUUUGGAUUCGCCAAGUAGACAUAUUCAUGUGAAUUCUUAAUUAAGACAAAGAAGAAGAAAUUUUCCCUGAUUAACAUUUGGUUUAUCCUGCUUCGUAUGAAUAAAUUUUCCUACUUGGUUGGUCGUAUGGUAGAUUGUUCCUUCAUUCCAUUGUUCUUUCUGGAUUCAAUUUGUUGGUUUGUUUGCUUGAUAAGAAUUUUAACACGUGUGAGGAGAGACGGGCAUUUAUUUCCCUGCUUAUUGUGAACAAAAGUUGUCAUUGAUCGGGCCAUUGCAUAUUUGUACUAUCUCUUUCUUGUUUCACUGAAUAGUUCGGCCCAUAUGAAUUCUCGCUAACUCUGAAACAUGAGACAGAAGUAUUACUUGUCUACCUUAUGAUUACUCAGUCUGAAAAAAGUAUAGCAGAAUCUGUAGAAAUCAGGUUCCAUUCUUGCAUAAUUCAUCUUGUUGUUAGGAUUAACUUGCAGCAGCACAUAUUGCCAUCGUUCUUAAGACAGUGAUAAAAAGGACACAGAAAGUAAAAAAAAAAAAGGUAUGGAUAAAACACACACAUACAAUGGCGAUGAUGAUGUCAGCAGAGUCGCGAAGAAGGCAAUUUCAGAACGAGGCUAUGCUCCCAUAAAACAUCAUGCAUUUGAAUCAACAAAAUUCAGAUAACAGACAACGGUCAGAACUUAGAAAUAGUGACAAAUAAGUCUUUUUUUUUAUGAACUGUUGACUUGCUCGGUAUAGAACAAAAUAGGCCAUAUAAUAGAACAAAGUUAUUGAAAAAGACAAAAUUUGCCUUUGUAUUGGCUACGAUCGAUCUGUUGCCGAAAUGUUUGCAAAAUUCUGUCUUGUUUUUUGACGCAAAAAUUCUGACUUAGUCAAUUCUUGGCCAAAUCACGUCAACCAUUUUCAUCACAAAAGGAUGGAAUCAUAAGGUUUGGUGAAAUUUUGCAAAGAAAACUUUGCUGGUUUGGAUGAAGACAAUGUCACACAAAUUGCUGGUGUUAGCCAUUAGCAAGCAUUCUUUCAAGGAGUGCAAGUAUCUUAUUUGUCGCUAAACUUUUUGGUUAGAUAAUCGUUCACAUUUGCCGCAUAGCUCCCAAUUAUUUGUUAGUAGGUUAUACAAGUCUUGUCUCUUUGCUAGCUUCCAAGAAAGCAUUGGCUUUGUUCGCGUGGGCUCCAAUGGCAGGGUUGAAUCCUGAGGAUCUCACGGCAAAUGACCUCAAUGCUGCUGUCUAUCGCUACCUCCUUGAGUCAGGAUUUGUUUAUACAGCAUUCAACUUCUACCAUGAGUCACACCUUGAUAUACAUGACAUCGAGAUAAAGAAGAUCCCGCAGGGUACCCUAAUCAGAGUAGUGCUCAAAGGCCUCGAACACAUCGAGUUUCAAGCCAAUGCUGAUGUUGCCGAUGAUGAAAACUUCCACCAUUUCAUUGCUCUAGACCUACUCACCAAAGAUUUAGGUGAGCUGAAAAUGCAAAUUACUGGCCGUGCAAACCCUGAUUUUGUUGAGACUGCCAAAGAGAAAAAGAAUGACGCUGUCAAGACUGUCGAACCGCAUGGGAGCGAUUAUGCUGAGGACGCCAUACCGCGUCGGAUGCAGCCAAAGUGAAAAGCGAAGGAUUACUCUGUCCAGCUCACCGAAGUGUCAAGUUCCGAUUCUGAUGAGAUCAGCAGAGCGCAUAAGAAGCAGCUACUACAGAAGGCAAAGGCCACCGAAGUGCCAAAUACCACCGCAGUGCAUAGGGAGCAGCCUGUGCAGAGAGGGAGGGGGCAGAGGCGACGGCGAGGGCGAGGAGGAGGAAGAGGAAAAGGGAGAAUCAGAGAAUGUAAGUUUGUCCAUGGGUAAGGAAAUGCAAAUAUCAUGAUGAGGAGUGCAGCUCAAUUUAGAGGUUGAGUAUGUGAAAGUAGAUUUUACAGGAUUUGCUAGAGCAAGUGAGUAACCUCAAUUGAUGGCUAUGGGAUUAACAUUUUUUGCUCUGCUUAAAUUUUGAUCGAUUUUAUCUGAUGUGGGUUAUAGAGCGUAUCUGAUGUGCUUGAGAAGAAUAGUUACUGCUUUUCCAUGGUAUACUUGGCAACUCAUGUGAAAGGGAUUUUGACAUGAA